GUAAAUAUUAUGAUGUCUGUGUGAUUCAAGCCAUAUUCAUUCAUUUUCAAUUUGAAUGCCAAAGUGCAGAAGGACAAUGUAGAUGUCUACAGCAAGGCAACAAAUUUGGCUGGUGUUACAAUAACUACAGUAUUAAUAUUUCAUUACAAUAAAACCUUUUUUCCUUAAGUUGAUGUGUUGGAAGCAGAAAAAAAGGGAAAGCAGGAAUAUUAAGUAACUAUGUAGUUUAAACUGAUGAAAAAGUAAAUGCUGGUUGUGAUAGAAGGGUGUCAAAAGCACAGUGCAUCACUGUUAUGGAGGCAAACUGGGAGACCUUCUCAGGCAGGUGGUCAUAAUGGUACGGCUGAUGGUGUAGAUCACCAGAGUCACCUGGGCACCCAGCUGCAGCUCCUCCUGACACCAUGGCUCAUAUAGGAAGAUUGUCAACCAAAGGCUCAGUGCUCUUGCUGUGUGACAUGCAAGAGAAGUUCAGACCAACGAUUUUCCAGUUCUCCAAUAUUGUGGGUAAUGCAGCGAGACUUCUACAGGCUUGUCGGAUCCUGGGUAUUCCCCCAAUCUUGACUGAGCAGUACCCCAAAGGCUUGGGUCCAACCGUGCCUGAAUUGGGUGCAGAUGACCUGAAGCCUCACACUAAAACCAGCUUCUCCAUGCUAACAGAGAGCAUGGAGAGUGAGCUGAAAAGCCUAGGGAACCCGAAAAAGGCCAUCCUAUGUGGCAUUGAGGCCCAAGCAUGCAUUGCUUGUACAACAUACGAUCUCCUGGAUAGAGGUAUGGAGGUACAUAUCGUCGCAGACGCCGUCUCAGCCCGGAGUCAGACAGAUCGGCUGUUUGCUCUCUCACGUCUAAAGCAGAGUGGAGCAUUUCUCACCACCACAGAGGCCGUCAUGCUGCAACUGGUGCAGGAUGCCAAGCAUCCCAACUUUAAGGAGAUCCAGAAGCUUCUAGCACAUCCUUCUCCAGAUACAGGUCUCCUUAACUUCUUCAGCUCCUUGUAGGAGAAGCACAAUGCACCAUGAACAGCUGUCUCUGGACAUCGAAUCAUAUUCAUAAUUUCAUUUAAAGUGAUUAGCUUACAAGUGUAAUAUACUGAUUAUUUUCUUCUUCCGAUCUUUCUCUUAUGAGUUAGAGAAAGUUCUGUAUAUGGUUUGUGCAUUGUUAUUCAUGCAUGAAUAAACUGAAUGUGGUACAGAAA
This is a messenger RNA of Clarias gariepinus (North African catfish), 1192 nucleotides long. It is a transcript of the gene isoc2, whose product is annotated as isochorismatase domain containing 2. The transcript has 6 exons. The record is from RefSeq and is a predicted model, not a curated record. The coding region runs from base 402 to 995 and encodes 197 amino acids. Gene Ontology annotation, cellular component: cytoplasm. Lineage: Eukaryota; Metazoa; Chordata; Actinopteri; Siluriformes; Clariidae.